Molecule: messenger RNA, 2742 nt
Organism: Pelobates fuscus (common spadefoot toad)
Lineage: Eukaryota; Metazoa; Chordata; Amphibia; Anura; Pelobatidae
Gene: SHC2
Product: SHC adaptor protein 2
Exons: 13
Coding region: 127-2007 (626 amino acids)
Biological process (GO): cell surface receptor protein tyrosine kinase signaling pathway; intracellular signal transduction
Cellular component (GO): plasma membrane
Molecular function (GO): receptor tyrosine kinase binding
Source: RefSeq, a predicted model, not a curated record
ACAUGAGUAAUAUGAGAAUGACAUCAUCUGUGAGAGUGGAUACUCCCCAGGGAGACGGGGAGUGCAGGAGGAGGGAAAGAAAGCAGCAAUCACUUUGAAAGCUCUGGAUGGAUCCCAGCACACGGCAUGCUGGCAGACACCAGGUAUGACCGCUUUCGCAACGUCUCAGUAACUUCAACAGAGGAGCAGCAACAACUCGCAGCUGGAGACAUGAGUGGACAGGUGGCCCCUGGUUCUCCCACUGCAACACCCUCUCUGGGCCCACCAUUCUCAGAGCCACAGUAUGCUGAGGAGCAAGAUGUAGCAACUACCUUCUGUAUGAUGAUACCUAGGAUGGGGCAAUGGAAAUUUGCAAGCCCAGCUUCUUUUUUAAGUCGCUCACCAUCAGGAGCCAGCAAAGAACUGACACUGGACAAACCUGGGACUGGAGGGGGACUGGGGUCAGUGUUUGGGGCCUGUGAUCCCGUAUGCUCCACACCUUGUACUCUGCAAGUAAUUAACCGGUUGCGAGGGGGUGAAAGAGGGGGAGGGAGGAAGGUUUCACGGACAGAGACAUACAAACUCUCAGGUGAAGAGUGGAACCGUAAAGGGACUUUUAUCAGCAAACCAGCUCAGGGUUGGCUGCACCCUGAUGAACAAUUGCAGGGCCCUGGGGUCUCAUAUAUUGUGAGGUACAUGGGUUGCAUUGAAGUGCUAAGAUCAAUGAGAUCAUUGGAUUUUAACACACGAACCCAAGUGACAAGAGAGGCCAUCAACCGGCUUUACGAAGCUGUUCCGGGAGUGAGAGGAACUUGGAAGAAAAAGGCCCCAAAUAAAGCCUUGGCAUCAAUCUUAGGCCGGAGCAAUCUUCGAUUUGCAGGAAUAAGCAUUGCUGUUAAUAUAUCCAUUGAAGGAUUGAAUCUCAGCAUACCAACCACCCGACAGGUUAUUGCCAAUCAUCACAUGCAGGCUAUCUCAUUUGCAUCAGGAGGAGAUGCGGACACAACAGACUAUGUGGCAUAUGUGGCCAAGGACCCAAUAAAUCAGAGAGCCUGUCACAUUCUGGAGUGCUGUGAGGGGUUGGCCCAAAGUGUAAUCAGCACUGUAGGACAAGCCUUUGAGUUGAGGUUCAAACAGUUCCUGCACAGUCCCCCCAAAGUGGCAGCACCCCCAGACAGGCUGGUGGUGGGGGGAGAGGACCAUGCAUGGGGAGUAGAAGAGUACCAAGUUUCUGAACACAACUAUUACAACAGUAUCCCAGGCAAGGAGCCCCCAGUAGGUGGAUUGCAAGACUGUCGUGUAAGAGAAGCUGGAGCGACCUGUCAACCUCACCCACAGAUAACUGUUAAUGGACACUGGCCUCAGGUGUGUUCUCCAGCUAGAAAACCCCCAGUAUCACAUUCAGGAUCUCAGUGGGAGCUGGAAGAGCAAGGACAAGCAAGUGAGGAAUUUCCAUUGACCAAUGGCAAAUCCAAUGGAGCAAGAGAUUAUGAGGAACAUAUGUAUGUGAACACCCAGAACAUAGAUGGCUGGAGUUCAGACAAGGAAGCCUACAUGAUCCCUGAAGACAGUCCUAAGAAGGAUCUAUUUGACAUGAGACCUUUUGAAGAUGCCCUGAAGCUCCAUGAGUCUGGUCUUUCAAGCUCUCCAAGGAUGGAAGAUCAGUGGCCCAGUCCCCCAACCAGGAGGGCUCCAGUGGCUCCAACAGAGGAGCAGCUUCGAGGGGAGCCUUGGUACCAGGGGAAGAUGAGCAGAAGAGAAGCUGAAAGAUUACUACAGAGGGAUGGGGAUUUCCUAGUAAGAGACAGUAUAACCAAUCCUGGGCAAUAUGUCCUAACUGGCAUGCACAAAGGGCAACCCAAGCAUCUACUACUUGUGGACCCAGAAGGAGUGGUAAGGACAAAGGAUGUGCUGUUUGAAAGCAUUAGUCACCUGAUCGCCUAUCAUCUACACAAUCAGCAGCCAAUCGUAGCAGCUGAAAGUGAGCUGCAUCUGAGACAGGUGGUACCAAGGAGAAUUACAUCAUAGAGUCACAUUUUAGGAAUACUACCUGGAUCAAGAGAGGAAAAGAGCAGAGCUGAUCCACUAUCUGCACCCUUACUGGCCCAAGGGGACCUCUUUUCUCUGUUGUCUAAAAUCUCUGUGUCAGACUGAAUUCAGGCCCCUCUAUUAUAGUUUCGUUGCUGUAUUGUUUCACCACAAGAGGGUGCUGUUGAACACAGAGAGAUAGCCUGACAUCCUAGGGAACCGGCUGGUCGUAUACUGGAGUUAACCCUUUGCCUGCUUCUGGAAAACCAAAUACAUUCUUCGCUGAGAAAUAGACUGGUAAUGCAUAGCAGGUCCCUCUGGCUCUGGCUGCAAUAGGUUUAACCUCCUAACUGAAGUAUACAUACAAUAUUUGUAACAACGAGAUAAUUUUGUCUUACCCAAUCUGUCAUUUUCCUACCUGCUAUAAACCCUUGGACUCAACUUGAUCCUCAGACUUAUUUGAUAUGCAGGGUUAGCCUUAUGUAUGUCAGAUUGUCAAGCAUGGCUGAGUUUGCAGGAAAAAAAUAAGCGUGGAUAAGAAAUAGUUUUGUUGAAAUCUCAUUCACACACAGAUUAUAGUGUACCAAUUGUGUACACACACAUUUACACACACAGACAGGUAGACACAACCAGACACAUGUGCCUAUUAAACCAUGUAAAAUAUAGCCAUGAUGUAUGCAUUUUAUUGGGCAUACCUUAAUGUUCAGGGCUUCUGGCAGCCCGAGUAUACAGAAU